Molecule: messenger RNA, 2685 nt
Organism: Monoraphidium neglectum
Lineage: Eukaryota; Viridiplantae; Chlorophyta; Chlorophyceae; Sphaeropleales; Selenastraceae
Exons: 7
Coding region: 1-2685 (894 amino acids)
Molecular function (GO): ATP hydrolysis activity
Source: RefSeq, a predicted model, not a curated record
AUGGACGGGCGCAGCGCGCCGCUCGCGGACGUGCUCGCGGCGAUCGACCGCCACUGGCCGCCGGACGGCGGCGGCCUGGUGACGCAGCAGCUGAACGUGCUGGCGCGCGCCGCGGUCGCAGCGCGGGGCGCGCUGCGCGCUGAUGGGUGCUUCACCAUGGAUCUCGGGGCAGCGGGCAACGCGCUCAAGGACUGGCGCGGCGCCCGCGGCGCGGGCCCCGCCGGCGGGUGGCCCGAUAUCAGCACCCUUCUGCUGAGCGCGAGCGUGGCGCACAACUGUGCGCUCACGCGCGUGCAGAGCCGCCAAAACAGGACCAAGUAUUUGCUGGUGUUGGACCCGCGGCCGUUGCUUGAAGAACUUUACGGGACGCAACCUGAGGCCAUGCAGCAGCAACAGGCGCAGCAGCAGGCGCAGCAGCAGCAGCAGCAGCAGCAGCAGCAGCAGCAGCAGCAGCAGCAGCAGCAGCUGGGGCAGCCCUAUGACAUCAUUGAGAUCUUGGACUCCGACGAGGAAGACGAGCGGGCGUUGCCGGAGCAGCAGCAGCAGCUGCGACGCGCCGCCACCGCGGUUGUGCCGCCAGCAGGCGCCGGGCGCGCGGCGGCCAACGGCCGCGGCGGCGGGGCCUCGGGCGGCGGGGGCGGCUGGUUGGACAAAUGGCGGGGGCUUUUUGAGUUGGUGGUGGACGAUCGAGGGGUCCCCUCAUACGCGCCAAUAGCAAGGCGCGGCGGCGACGGCGACGCAGGCGGUGGCGGCGGCGGCGGCCGCGGUGCUGCCGGCGGCAGGGGCGACGGGGGCCCCUUGUUGGAGCGCAGCCGCCCCGCUGGACCGCCGCCGCCGGAGGUUGACAAGCUGCCAGACAGCCUGCGCCGGCGCCUUAGUUGGGACCCAUGCGGCGGGGCGCCGCGGCCGCAGCUCAGUAGCCGGCAGGGUGGCGGCGGCGGCGGCGGUGCAGGCGGCGGCAGCGGCGCUACGGCAGCAGAAGCGUCGAUUGAGCUGUUGGGAGGGGGGCCGGACCGGGGAGGGCGUGCGGGGCCCAGCGGCGGCGGGCACCUUUUGCACAACGACCGGGGCGGGCGGCAGCAGCAGCAGCAGCAGCAGGAUGCGCAGGAGGAGCAGCAGGAGGAGCAGGAAGCAGAGCAGCAGGAUGAGCAGCAGCAGGAGGAGGAGGAGCAGCAGCAGGAGGAGCAGGAGCAGCAAGACGAGUGGUGUUUUCAGGCUGCCCAAGGCGCCGCAGCCGCCGCCGCGGCGACGCCGGGGCCGGCUGACGAGGCGGCAGACGAGGGGGCGGCGCAGGUCGGCGGGCUUGCAGAAGCUGGGGGGGCGGCGGACGGGCGGCAGCAGGUGUUUUGGGACGCUGAGGCGGGCGGCUUGGGGGCCAUGCAAGGGGGGGCAGGGGGUACGCGGCAAGCGGGGCCGCCGGCAGGGCACCCAAUCGACGAGGCCGCUGCGUCGCUGCUGCUUCUGCUGCCGGAAAGGCUGCGCCGCCAGCUGGCGCCGCUCGCGGCGCCGCCCCCGGGCGCCCCUUUGCUACGAGAGGUGCUUCUGCACGGCCACGCCCGCCCCGCAGCGGUGCGGCUGACGGACGGCUCCGCCUUUGAGCUCGAGGGCCGCGCGCCGCUGUCAGAGGCGCUGCGGGCGCUCGCCGCGGCGCGUAAUGAGCUCGGCGCGGCGCAGCGGGCGCGGUGGGGGGGCGCCGCAGGGCGGGGCGACGAGGAGGAGGAGAACGGGGGUGAUGGGGAUCUGCGACAGGAUGGGGCGGGGGCGUGGCGGGGGCUGUUUGAUGCGGACAAUCGGCUGGCUCUGCCCGGCUGCCUGCACCGCGUGAGCGCGGCCGUCAGCCGCCGCGGUGACGUCAUCGGGAUCACCUACCGCGCCGGCCGCCACGCGGCGGGCGCGGCGGCGCCGCUGCGGGACGUUUUGGAGCAUAUGGGGCGUGCACACCGCGGCGAGGCGCCCGGCGCCUGCUUCGGCGGCCCGGUGGCAGCACGGGGCGGCGAUAGCGGCGGCGAUAGCGGCGGCGGCGGCGGCAGCCCGUCGCUGCUGCUUCUGGGGCGGCCGGGCGUUGGCAAGACGACGCUGCUGCGGGAUAUCGCGCGCGUGUUUGCGGACGAGAUCGGCCUGGCUGUGGUGGUGGUCGACACCAGCAACGAGAUCGCGGGGGACGGGGACGAGCCGCACCACUGCAUCGGGCGCGCGCUGCGGCUGCAGGCGCUCGUCGUCGUCGACGAGAUCAGCUCCCCCGCCGACGCGGCCGCCGCCCGCCAGAUCGCCAGCCGCGGCGUGAUGCUCGUCGCGACCGCCCACGGCGCCGCGCUGCGCGACGUGCUGCACAACCCCGACCUCUCCCGCCUCGUGGGCGGCGUGCAGCCGGUGAUACUGGGCGACGCCGCGGCGCUCCGCGCACCGGGCGGCGCGCGGGACGGCGCAAAGACGCGGCUCGAACGCGCGGGCGCGCCCGUGUUUCAGGUGCUGUUGCAGAUCCGCGGCCGUUCAGCGUGGCGGCUGCAUUUCUCGGUCGCGGAGAGCGUGGAUGAGACGCUCUCUGGCGCGCCAGCGGCGGCGCAGCGGGGGCCGCGGCACGCGCGGCUUUGGCGGCGGACGAGGCACGGCGGGCCGCGGCGCGGCCGCGCGGGCGACGCGGCGGCGGCGGCGGCGGCGGGCUCGGUGCGUUGUAUGCGGCCGUAG